AAUGCGUUAAUCAAAUCAACCGAAGAAAAAGAAGGAAAUGCGAAACUGCAAGAGCCGAGAGUAGGGAGAAGCAAAAUGGCGCGUGAUUGCAGGGAGAACGAUUCCGAUCCAACUCUUAUUGCUCUAUCACAUCAGCAUCAGCAUCAGCAUCGGCUUAGUGAUGAUGGAACCAAAACUAUAAAUUAAAACCUAAAAAGUGAUUGGAUUAUUAUUUUGUUGUGUAAUAACUAUGGGGACUGAAAACCCUGGUCGUCCAACCUUCGCUUCAAGACCACCUUAUGCUGCUGGACAGACUAACACACCUUUUCCACCAGCUGGUGCCAUGGUUGGAUCAGAGCCUCCUUCUUUUCGACCAACACCUCCUGCUCCUCCAUUGGCAUCCACACCAUUUCCUUCACCUGGACCUGUGGGUGGACCCGGGGUGCCCAGUUUUAGACUCAUGCCACCAGGGCAGUUCAAUGACCACUCAGUGCCUUCUCCUGCUUCCAAUGUUGCUCCUGCUGGUGGACCUUUCCAGCGUUUUCCGAUGCCACACUUUUCCUCAACUGCUCAAGCACCUCCUCUGCGUGCUCCACCCAUGGGGCAACCAUCAAUUCAGCCUUCUGUGGGUCAAACCCCAUCUUUUCCAGCUUCUCUCCAGCCUCAGCCACAGCCACCUUUUGUUCCAAUGGGGUCUCCUCCAUUAAGUGCUGCUCCUUCAAUUUCAGGUUCCAAUGUUCCCCCUCCUGUGUUUCAGCCAUCUUUUCCUGGACAUGCCCAGAGACAGACUGGUGCAGAAACGCAAACUGCCCCUUUUCAUUUCUCUGCCCCUCCCAAUCAAGGAAAUUUUGGACCUGUUCCACCUGCAGCAUCUUCACCUUUUCUACCUCACCAAGGAGGUUACAUUCCACAUCCCCCAAUGGUUGCUCCGUUAGGUGUCCAGUCUAUUCAACACCCCAAAUCUGGACCCCCUGUAGGUGCUGUUCAGGGCUUGAUAGAAGACUUCAAUUCACUCUCAAUCCAAACUCGUCCUGGACUCAUGGAAUCGUCAGUUGAUGCUAAAGAAUUGCCAAGGCCAUUGGACGGUGAUGUGGAGCCGAAGUCUUUAGCUGAGAUGUAUCCCAUGAACUGCAAUCAAAGAUAUCUACGACUCACAACCAGUGCAUUACCUAGCUCCCAGUCUCUAUGUUCAAGAUGGCAUCUUCCUCUUGGAGUAGUUGUAUGUCCUCUUGCAGAACCUUCUGAUGGGGAAGAGGUACCUGUAGUUAAUUUUGCUGCAACUGGUGUCAUACGUUGUAGGAGAUGCCGCACAUAUGUGAAUCCGUAUGUGACAUUCACGGAAGCUGGAAGAAAGUUCCGCUGCAACACCUGCUCCUUGCUUAAUGAUGUGCCUAGUGAAUAUUAUGCUCAAUUAGAUGCCACUGGCAGAAGAGUUGAUUUGAAUCAACGACCUGAGCUUACAAAGGGUACUGUAGAAUUUGUUGCCCCAGCUGAAUAUAUGGUGCGGCCUCCUAUGCCUCCAGUAUAUUUCUUCCUCAUUGAUGUUUCCAUAUCUGCAGUUAGAAGUGGAAUGAUCCAGGUUGUUUCACAAACAAUCAAGUCAUGCUUAGAUGAGCUGCCUGGCUUUCCACGAACACAAAUAGGGUUUGCAACUUUUGACAGCACAGUACAUUUUUAUAACAUGAAGUCAUCCUUGACUCAACCACAAAUGUUGGUGGUCUCAGAUCUGGAUGACAUAUUUGUUCCCCUGCCAGAUGAUCUCCUUGUCAACUUAUCUGAGUCAAGAAGUGUGGUGGAAACCUUUCUUGAUAGUCUGCCAUCCCUGUUCCAGGAUAACAUGAAUCUGGAAUCUGCUUUUGGUCCUGCUCUUAAGGCUGCCUUUAUGGUUAUGAGUCAACUUGGAGGGAAAUUAUUAAUUUUUCAAAACACACUCCCAUCUCUUGGUGUUGGUCACUUAAAAUUACGUGGAGAUGAUUCUCGCAUUUAUGGUACAGAUAAAGAACAUGCGUUAAGAUUGCCAGAAGAUCCUUUUUACAAGCAAAUGGCUGCUGAAUUUUCUAAAUACCAGAUCUCAGUGAAUGUGUAUGCAUUCAGUGAUAAGUACACUGACAUAGCAUCUUUAGGAACUCUUGCAAAGUAUAGUGCUGGUCAACUGUAUUACUAUCCAGCUUUCCAAUCAGUCACUCAUGGGGAGAAGCUGAGAUGUGAGCUAAGAAGAGACCUUACCAGAGAAACUGCCUGGGAAGCUGUAAUGCGAAUUAGAUGCGCAAAAGGUGUCCGUUUCACAACUUAUCAUGGAAACUUUAUGCUAAGGUCCACAGAUUUAUUGGCACUUCCAGCUGUUGAUUGUGAUAAAGCCUUUGCCAUGCAGUUAUCUCUUGAUGAAACAUUAUUGACAACUCAGACAAUGUAUUUCCAAGUGGCAUUGUUGUAUACUGCAUCCUGUGGAGAAAGGCGGAUCAGAGUUCACACAGCAGCAGCUCCAGUAGUUACAGACUUGGUAGAGAUGUACCGCCAUGCUGAUACUGGUGCAAUGUUAUCUCUGUUGAGUAGGUUAGCAAUUGAGAAAACGUUGUCCCAUAAGCUGGAAGAAGCACGGAGUGCUCUGCAACUAAGAAUUGUGAAAGGCCUCCGAGAGUAUCGAAAUGUCUAUCCUGUGCAGCAUCGCUUGGCAAAUAGAAUGAUAUUUCCUGAGUCAUUGAAGUUCCUACCCUUGUAUGGAUUAGCUCUUUGUAGAUCAACACCUCUACGUGGAGGGUAUGGGGAUGUUCCGCUAGACGAACAGUGUGCAGCAGGAUACACAAUAAUGACCCUACCAAUAAAAAGGCUGUUGAAACUUCUCUAUCCUAGUUUGGUUCGACUUGAUGAAUAUCUUCUAAAGGCUGAUGACUUGAAAAGCAUUGAUCGAAGGUUACCUUUGACUGGGGAAAGCUUGGAUUCUAGGGGCUUUUAUAUACAUGAUGAUGGCUUCCGAUUCAUUUUAUGGUUUGGUAGAAUGAUUUCACCAAAUAUAGCCAAUAACUUACUUGGAUCAGAUCAUGCAGUAGAGUUAUCGAAGGUUACGCUUAAUGAGAAUGAUAAUGAAGUGUCAAGGAGGCUGAUGAAGGUACUUGAGAAAUUUAGAAGUACUGACCGUGCAUAUUACCAGUUGUGCCACCUUGUGAGGCAAGGUGAACAGCCAAGAGAAGGAUUUCUUCUUCUUUCAAACCUUGUUGAGGACCAGAUGGGGGGUAAUAGUGGGUAUGCUGAUUGGAUGCUACAGAUUUCCCGACAAGUGCAACAAUAGUAACAUAGAGGGUUUUUGUCAGGCUCGUUACCUUUCUUAUAACUGAAGGACCAUUUCUACAUUAGGAAUAAAAUUUGAGCUUGGGGAUGCAUUAUAAAACCGUGGAUAGUUGACUUGGUUAAUGGCGACUGUAAGUUCAUUCUGGAAUGUAACAAUUAGGUGAAGUGUAUCUUAGCUAUUAGUCCUGUCUUAGGUAUAGAAAAUAAUUUAUUUUAGAUACGAUCCAAUUUUAUAUGAUAUAUUUCCUUUUUUGAUUCGUUGGUUGGUUGGGGUGGAGUAAACAGAGAAAGAAGUGAAGGUAUGUCAAAAUCAGUCUGCUAAUUAUUGAAUUUUGUUUGGUGGUAAUUCAUACCGAUUUUUAAAAGUUGGAACUGAUUUCUUCCAAAUCACUAGUUAACCUUGUAUGCAAACCGGUAGAGGUCUGCUUGUUUGGGUCAUAUGGAAGAGCAUAUGAUUGAUCUG
Abrus precatorius (Indian licorice) is the source of this 3727-nucleotide messenger RNA. RefSeq names its product protein transport protein Sec24-like At3g07100. Lineage: Eukaryota; Viridiplantae; Streptophyta; Magnoliopsida; Fabales; Fabaceae. Gene Ontology annotation, cellular component: COPII vesicle coat; endoplasmic reticulum exit site. Gene Ontology annotation, biological process: endoplasmic reticulum to Golgi vesicle-mediated transport; COPII-coated vesicle cargo loading; intracellular protein transport. Gene Ontology annotation, molecular function: zinc ion binding; SNARE binding. The record is from RefSeq and is a predicted model, not a curated record. The coding region runs from base 230 to 3265 and encodes 1011 amino acids. The transcript is spliced from 14 exons.